AUCUUGGUGAUUAAUUCAUUUGGCUCUUUCUAGUUCUGUCUAAUCUCUUCCUGUUUAAACCAAAUCUCAGGGCCAGUGCAAAGGAAGUGAGUGGGAAGAAGUUAAGGGAAAUGGGUUUGUGUUCAGUUGUUUUGAAUUUUGUUGUACAUGUUGUGCUUCUCAUCUCUUUCACCAAACAAGCUUUAGGUGUGGCACUAAACAAAGAGGUAUUGGCAGAGCAAGAAGCUGACAGAGUGUAUGAAUUACCGGGUCAGCCUGAGGUGAAGUUUAAACAAUAUGCUGGUUAUAUCACUGUCAAUGAAUCUCAUGGCAGAGCACUGUUCUAUUGGUUUUUUGAGGCCACUCACAAACCACAACAUAAGCCUGUUCUCUUAUGGCUCAAUGGAGGCCCUGGCUGUUCCUCAAUUGGUGCUGGAGAAACAGAGGAGCUGGGACCCUUCUUUCCCCAAAACAGCUACCGACCAAAGCUAAAGUUGAACCCUUAUUCUUGGAACAAUGCUGCCAAUCUUUUGUUUUUGGAAUCCCCUGUUGGAGUGGGAUUCUCCUACACCAACACCAGCAGUGACCUGGAUGAGCUUGGUGACACCAUUACGGCUAAAGAUUCACAUACCUUUAUCGUCAAGUGGUUUAAGAGAUUUCCACAAUUUAAAUCCCACAAGUUCUUCAUCUCUGGUGAAAGCUAUGCAGGGCACUAUGUUCCGCAACUUGCUGAGCUCAUUUUCGAUAAUAAUCGGAAUCCUGCCAAGAAAGACUUCAUUAACUUCAAAGGAUUCAUAAUUGGAAAUGCAGCAUUGGAUGACGAAACAGAUCAACAGGGUUUGGUAGAUUACGCGUGGAGUCACGCAGUGAUAUCUGAUGGAUUGUACGAUAACAUUACAACCAAAUGCAAUUUCAGACAUGAAAAUCUAACAGAUGAUUGCGAUGUAGAAAUGGGUAAGCUCUUCGAUGCGUAUGAAAAUAUUGACAUAUAUAGCUUGUACACUCCUGCUUGUUACAGAAACUAUAGCAGUACCAGAAAGCAAUCCCCUAUAGUUAGAGGCAAACUCCCUCUAGCUUUUUCUAAAAUUGAUGGAUGGCGUAGAAAACCAGCAGGUGGAUAUGAUCCUUGUUCAUCCGAUUAUACUGAAGCAUACCUUAACACGCCUGAAGUCCAAAAGGCAUUGCAUGCCAAUGUUACCAAAAUUUCCUAUCCAUGGUCUCAGUGCAGCGAUAAUAUUGGAAGUUGGAGAGACUCGCCACAUUCCAUUCUUCCUGUCAUAAAGAAGCUUAUUGCUGGUGGUCUUCGCAUUUGGGUUUACAGUGGAGAUACCGAUGGAAGAGUUCCCGUGACAUCAACAAGGUACGCUCUUAAAAAGUUGGGGCUUGAAAUUGUUCAAGAUUGGACUCCCUGGUAUACCAGCACACAGGUGGGAGGAUGGACCGUUGUUUACAAAGGACUUACUUUUGUGACAAUAAGAGGUGCUGGUCAUGAAGUUCCUAGGUUCACUCCCAAGCCAGCUCUGCAGUUGGUUCGUCACUUCCUACAGAAUAGGAAUAUACCAUCUCGACCAAUCUAAUCAGUUUACUUUUUUAAUGUAUCGAUUUGAACUUUGUGUUUCACAAUAAGAUUGGACAUUAUUAUUUUGGUGACUGAAAGAGUAAGAUAUUGUUAAGGUACUUCUUGAAAAAUCAAAGU
Cajanus cajan (pigeon pea) is the source of this 1675-nucleotide messenger RNA. Its product is annotated as serine carboxypeptidase-like 34. The record is from RefSeq and is a predicted model, not a curated record. NCBI's taxonomy places the organism in Eukaryota, Viridiplantae, Streptophyta, Magnoliopsida, Fabales, Fabaceae. Gene Ontology annotation, biological process: proteolysis. Gene Ontology annotation, cellular component: vacuole. Gene Ontology annotation, molecular function: serine-type carboxypeptidase activity.